CAACCCAAGGGUUUAUAGUAACGCCAGCGAGGAGCUGAAGGAUGUGGCAUGCUCCGCUUGGAUGAGGCAGGAUUGCUUUAAGCAGUAAGCUUAGUGUUUUCAGAUAGCAUUAGCAGCAUCCCUGAUGUAGCAGCUCUGCCGGUCUCCUUCUCUAACCAGACGACUGUGUGUGCACAGGGGACGGAGAGAAGAAUACUGGAGAUUUAAUAUUUUGAAGAAGCACACUUAUCACUUGCUAAUGGAGAGACCUGACGGGUUUUUUUGCUAGCCCAGAAGAUGCCUGAAAGAUAGCUAGCUGAGUGUGAUACAUUUCUACUACAAGACAGGGGAUGCUCUCUGGGAAUAAAAAGGUCAUGCAGCUUGGAAUCGGUGAGCCAUUCCAGUCUCUAAGUCACCAGAGAAAUGACGAAGAGGCAGUGGUGGACCGAGGUGGAACGCGCUCCAUUCUGAAAACACAUUUUGAAAAGGAAGACUUAGAAGGUCACAGAACUUUGUUUAUUGGGGUCCAUGUGCCACUGGGAGGAAGGAAAAGCCACCGACGCCAUAGGCAUCGUGGACACAAACACCGAAAGAGAGACAGAGAACGAGAUUCAGGAUUAGAAGAUGGCAGAGAGUCUCCUUCAUUUGACACACCUUCACAGAGGGUACAGUUCAUUCUUGGAACAGAAGAUGAUGAUGAGGAGCACAUCCCACAUGACCUGUUCACAGAGCUUGAUGAACUCUGCUGGCGUGAAGGAGAGGAUGGCGAGUGGAGGGAGACGGCCAGGUGGCUGAAAUUUGAAGAGGAUGUUGAAGAUGGAGGAGAGAGAUGGAGUAAACCAUACGUCGCCACUUUGUCACUCCAUAGUUUGUUUGAAGUGAGAAGUUGUAUUCUUAAUGGCACAGUGUUGCUAGACAUGAGAGCAAAUUCUUUAGAAGAAAUUGCAGACAUGAUUCUGGAUCAACAAGUAGGCUCUGGACAGCUUAGUGAAGACGUUCGGCAUAGGGUACAUGAAGCUCUGCUGAAGCAGCACCACCAUCAGAACCAGAAGAAACUGAGCAAUAGGAUCCCAAUAGUUAGGUCCUUUGCUGACAUUGGCAAAAAGCAGUCUGAACCUCAUUCCAUGGACAAAAAUGCAGGUCAGAUUGUUUCCCCACAGUCUGCACCAACUAACACUGAAACCAAAAAUGAUGUGAGCAGAGAAAACAGUGCUGUUGAUUUCAGCAAGGGACUAGGAGACCAACAAAAAGGGCAUAACAGUAGUCUAUUUGGGAUGAAACAAAGACAUGAAAAAGGACACCUGCAUCAGGAGGAGAGAGAGAGAGAGGUUGACCUGCAUUUCAUGAAAAAGAUUCCUCCUGGAGCUGAAGCUUCAAACAUUUUGGUUGGUGAGCUUGAAUUCUUGGAACGUGCUGUAGUUGCUUUUGUCAGGCUGUCUCCUGCCGUGCUGCUUUCAGGACUAGCAGAAGUUCCUAUUCCAACAAGAUUUUUAUUUAUUCUUCUGGGACCCCUAGGAAAAGGUCAACAGUACCAUGAGAUUGGCAGGUCUAUUGGAACAUUAAUGACAGAUGAGGUGUUUCACGAUGUUGCUUAUAAAGCUAAAGAUCGUAAUGACUUGCUUGCUGGGAUUGAUGAGUUUCUUGAUCAAGUGACAGUCCUUCCUCCUGGAGAGUGGGACCCAGCCAUUCGUAUAGAGCCCCCUAAAAAUAUUCCUUCUCAGGAGAAACGUAAGAUUCCAGGUGUGCCAAAUGGAACUGCUGCUCAUGGAGAGCAAGCACCAAUUGGAGGACAUUCAGGACCGGAAUUACAACGUACUGGAAAGCUUUUUGGGGGCUUGAUUUUGGAUAUCAAGAGGAAAGCCCCGUUCUUUCUGAGUGACUUCACAGAUGCAUUCAGUUUGCAGUGUCUAGCGUCGUUUCUGUUUCUCUACUGCGCUUGCAUGUCUCCAGUUAUCACAUUCGGAGGUCUCCUGGGAGAAGCAACGGAAGGUCGUAUAAGUGCAAUAGAAUCUUUGUUUGGUGCAUCUAUGACUGGGAUUGCCUACUCACUCUUUGGUGGGCAGCCUCUUACCAUCCUAGGUAGCACAGGACCAGUUUUGGUGUUUGAAAAGAUAUUAUUCAAAUUUUGCAAGGAUUAUGGACUGUCUUACCUUUCUUUGAGAGCAAGCAUUGGCUUGUGGACUGCCAUUCUGUGCAUCAUUCUUGUGGCAACUGAUGCCAGCUCCUUAGUGUGCUACAUUACUCGGUUUACGGAAGAAGCCUUUGCAUCCCUUAUCUGCAUCAUUUUCAUUUAUGAGGCCUUAGAAAAGCUCUUUCAUCUCAGCGAGACAUAUCCGAUCGAUAUGCAUAAUAAUUUGGAACGACUGACACAGUAUUCAUGCAGCUGUGUGGAGCCAGACAAUCCCAGCAAUGAAACUUUGCAAUACUGGCAGUCCAAGAAUGUGUCUGCAUAUGAUAUACCUUGGGGAAACCUAACUGUGAUGGAAUGUCACAAAUGGCAUGGGACAUUUGUAGGACGAGCCUGUGGACAUCAUGGUCCUUACGUCCCAGAUGUUCUCUUCUGGUCAGUCAUCUUAUUCUUUUCUACAGUUACACUAUCGUCCACGCUGAAGCAGUUCAAGACCAGUCGAUAUUUUCCAACCAAGGUUCGGUCUGUAGUGAGUGACUUCGCGGUCUUUCUGACCAUCAUGUGCAUGGUUUUGAUAGACUAUGCCAUUGGGAUUCCAUCACCAAAGCUUCAGGUUCCAAGUACUUUCAAGCCCACCAGAAAUGAUCGUGGCUGGUUUAUCACACCCGUGGGUCCUAAUCCUUGGUGGACAGUCCUGGCUGCUGUGAUUCCAGCUCUUCUUUGCACUAUUCUGAUAUUUAUGGAUCAGCAGAUUACAGCUGUUAUUAUAAACAGAAAGGAGCAUAAAUUAAAGAAGGGCUGUGGAUAUCACCUGGACUUGAUGAUGGUGGCCAUCAUGCUUGGGGUGUGCUCCCUUAUGGGUCUGCCAUGGUUUGUGGCUGCCACCGUUCUCUCCAUUUCUCAUGUGAACAGCUUAAAGCUGGAGUCCGAAUGUUCUGCUCCAGGAGAACAGCCCAAAUUUCUUGGCAUCCGCGAGCAACGUGUCACAGGACUCAUGAUAUUUGUCCUUAUGGGGUCAUCUGUGUUUUUGACCAGAAUUCUCAAGUUUAUUCCCAUGCCCGUGCUUUAUGGCGUAUUUCUGUAUAUGGGUGCCUCUUCUCUAAAAGGAAUUCAGCUUUUUGACAGAAUCAAGUUAUUCUGGAUGCCUGCCAAGCACCAGCCGGACUUUAUCUACCUGAGACAUGUUCCUCUCCGGAAAGUCCAUCUCUUCACAGUAAUCCAGCUGAGCUGCCUCGUGCUUCUGUGGGUGAUCAAGGCUUCGAGAGCUGCCAUUGUGUUUCCAAUGAUGGUCUUGGCAUUGGUGUUUGUCAGAAAACUCAUGGACUUAUUUUUCACCAAACGCGAGCUAAGCUGGCUGGAUGAUUUGAUGCCUGAGAGCAAGAAAAAGAAACUUGAAGACGCUGAAAAAGAGGAGGAACAAAGUAUGUUAGCAAUGGAAGAGGAAGGGACAGUCCAGUUGCCACUUGAAGGACACUAUAGAGAUGAUCCAUCUGUAAUAAAUAUUUCUGAUGAGAUGUCAAAAACAGCCGUGUGGAAGACAAUGUUGAUAUCAUCAGACAAUACUAAGGAAAAGGAGUCCAGCUUUCCUUCUAAAAGCACUGAAAGCCGGAAAGAGAAGAAAGCUGACUCAGGGAAAGGCGUGGACCGCGAGACUUGUCUAUGACUUGCUCUUCUGUUUGCCUUUAGAAGCAAAUGCGGGGAGUGCCACGAUAAUAAGUGUACUGCUUUGAUCAGUUCAUUGUACAACCUGUCCUUCAUCCUAAAGUAGCACUGGUAAUGUAAGUAGUGCAGUUGUACUUCGGUUCACUGUCUGUUCGUCCUCGCUGGGCCAUUUGUACCUGCUGAAGCCAGCCAUAGCCAGGGAUGGAGUCCCUGUCCGUUCCUUCCCGGGGUUCCAGCGGUCUGAGCCUGUGUCGCCCAUUCAAGAAGCGAACAAAGUUCCCGUUCAGGCGUCUCUCCCCGUAGAUUUCCUAUGUUGCCUCGGUGGCUUAUUUUCAUUGCUUCUUCAUUUCACAAAACAAACACACUUGAAAUAGCCCUUGAUUUUUCUUUUUUGAAAAAUAGCUUAGCUUCCAGCCAGCUAUUUCAAGAAACCCAAGCAAACAAGAAAAUGUUAGUUUUAGAGCUAUUUUUAAAGCAAGGAGUGACUCAUUCCUAUAAACUUUUAACCAUAAGAAUGAAUCCCCACCCACCCCACACGCACCUGUUUAAAAUCAUGGCUUUUAUGUGUGUGACUGUGUGUGGGUGUGUGUAUGCGUGCACAUGUGUGUGGGUGUGGGGAUGUGUGUGUGUGUGUGUGUCACUUACAGGAUCAGACCCUCUAUUUGUGCAAUUUUCCUUGAUUUAAUACUGGAUAUUUAAUAUUUAAAUUUAUAUGUGACUGGAAAAAUAAAGUAAUAUAAUAUAUAAAGAUAUAUAGGAUAUAGUUAACAUUCUCUCAUCUUGUCUGGAAGAAGAGCCACAUCUGGUGAGGUGCAAUAUCCAUACAGUAUUUGUUGUGAAUGCAAGCUAUUAUUACAAUAUCUUACACUGUACUGUACUAAAUGUUGCAGUGGUGAGUCCAGCAGCUGCACUGUGGCAGAAAUGAUCUACAUUUUUUUUCUAGCUUUCUGGAUUAUAAUCCUUUACAGAACUGUGUAGUGAAGAUUUCCUUCCCCCAACUCAGGUUGAUUGGUUGGGCUACUUAUGCUUGAAUACUAUACUUAAAUUCUUAUAUAUUGUUCUAUACUUGUCUGACUAAAGACAAGUAUCAGUUUUAUCCAGGUAGAAACCCAAUAUAUAUAUUUUUGCUAGAGGGCUCUUUCCAGUAUUUUUCAUCACACUCUUGCUGGACAAUUCUCUCUCUCUCUCUCUCUCUCUCUCUCUUUCCCUCUUUCCUCUUUUUAGGUGAGGGCGGUGGCUUUUGUUUUGCUUUGUUUUUAGAAGAACGUUUUUGCAAUUUGUCAGUAAACUCUGGACAAGACGUCUAGGCAAAAGUCUUGAGCAUGUUUCAAGUUACAUUGAUAUCACAAGAAAAGACGUACGAUUGUGCUUAACUCUUUCAUUGAUACCAUACUCAAAUGUGCUUAAAUUAAGUCUAUAGUGAUGGUCCCAUUGAAAUGAAUGGACGUUUAAUACAGGUUUCAGUGGGCCAGAUUAUGACCACAAAAUGCUCACUUUUGAAAACAAAACAAAACUCAAUACUUGGCCUUUCUUAGGAAUAUAAUUGAAUUCCCUUGUACUUUCCACAUAUUUUCGAAUCGAGGUAACUUUUGUAUAUGCCAUAUAGAUUGUAUUUCUCCUGAGGUUUUUAUUAUUAGUCAAAGUGCAGUUGUCAAUGGCAUAAAACGGGAUCUGUCCCUUUUCCUACAUGCCGCUGCCUAUGCUAUGAAAGAUCUCCAUGAGAAUCAGUGGAGGCCUUUUCUCUCCUCCCUUUUCUCCUGGGCCAUUUUCAAUCAGGGUACACAGAGCUAGGUAUGGACAGCAAAGUACCCAACCGUUGCCUCUAACAGGAUGGUUGAGCACAUUUCCUGUAUGGAUCUGGCCUUACUGUUUGUCCAGAUAACUAGGUGCACAGAUUAAUCAUAGUUGGGACUUUCUUAAGUAAUCUCUGUAUGUGGAGGAGAGCAGAAUAUGUAUGGACAAGAGCUGAAAAGUUCAGUCUCCAUCAAGGUGGUCAACUGACCAUGUCAUUAAAAGGAGCUGUUGGUGCACUGCUAAGGUAUUGAAAUUGGUUGGUGCAUGGUUAGGAGAGAACUGGUUGCAAUAAAAAGUGAAUAUAAAAGUUUAUUUUGAUAUGUUUUUAACUUUUGGGAGGGGGGAAA
Molecule: messenger RNA, 5910 nt
Organism: Pogona vitticeps (central bearded dragon)
Lineage: Eukaryota; Metazoa; Chordata; Lepidosauria; Squamata; Agamidae
Gene: SLC4A10
Product: solute carrier family 4 member 10
Biological process (GO): transmembrane transport; bicarbonate transport; regulation of intracellular pH
Cellular component (GO): plasma membrane; basolateral plasma membrane
Molecular function (GO): solute:inorganic anion antiporter activity; monoatomic anion transmembrane transporter activity; sodium:bicarbonate symporter activity
Source: RefSeq, a predicted model, not a curated record